ACAUCUACCGGUUCUACCUGCAACCACAGAGCCUUUCUCCAGGGGACUAUUUGAGGAAAAAACAUCAGGCAACAUUCAAUCGGUUUCAGUGAGGAAUCAUUUGACAGACUCGAACACGCCUUCUCCACUGUGGAUCGAGAGAAAAAGCGCUUUUUUCCCCCUACUCCGUUUCAAAAAUCCUCAUUGAGUGAGCUGAGCAUAAGUAAUUGAACGCACCGGCAUGUUAACGUGUUUGUCUCUGGUCGUCGCACACAAGUAGCCCGCUGUCCUCUUGUUUAUUCUGGACCACGGUCGGGGUGCUCCGCCGCGUUCAAAUCGCUCACAUCGGUGUCAACUGGUGGACUUUUAAAAUCUUCAAGUUUCACCGACAAACAUUUGUGCCAUGGAGCUGAGUUCAGUGAUCCUAACCACAGGCAGCGCCGUCGGAUUCUUCAGACUAGUCAACGCCGGAGUGUGUAAACUCCCCAUACCUGAGUCUGCCUGCAGGAAUGUAUGGAAAUGGAAAAACAUCGCCACAUCGUUCGUGCACAGUUUCAUCACAGCGAUAUGGGCAGUGUCUUGCUUUUUCCUUCAUCCACAGAUGGCUGAAGAUCUGAUAGAAACUCACUCCGUGUUUUCUCAUGCAUUGGUGUCGUUUUCAAUCGGUUACUUCAUCUAUGACUUCUUCGACAUGGUGCGGAACCAAAAGCUGAGUCAGUCCUGGGAGCUGCUCUUUCAUCACAUCGUGGUGAUCACCUGUUUCGGCCUCUCUGUGGUGUCAUGCCGCUACGUGGGCUUUGCCGUGGUUGCCCUGUUGGUGGAGAUAAACUCUGUGUUCCUCCACCUCAGGCAGAUGCUGCGCAUGUCCAACAUUGCCAAAGGUACACAGUAUCGCAUCAACAGCAUGAUCAACCUGGGAACAUACGUGGUGUUUCGCAUCAACACGCUGGCCUGGAUGACCCGCUGGCUGGUGCUCAACAGGGACAAGGUUCCUCUCCUGGCUUACACGCUGGGCAGCGUGGGUAUGGCCAUCAUGACCGCUAUGAAUAUUGUCCUCUUCUGUCGGCUGCUCAGGAGCGACUUUUUAAAGAGCAGCACUCGGGAGGCGAAGAAAGAGAAAGAGAUGUAGAGAGGAGGAAUGGGAAGAGACACAAGAAGGAUUAGAUUCAAAAACACACACACACACUCGUUACUGUAUAUUAACGCCCUGUGGUUGAGAUUUGGUACUGUUUUGCCUGUGUGUAAAAUAUAUUCAUAGCUGGGAGACAGAGGAAUCUGUGGAUCUCUUAUACUGUACAGGUACUUAAACUGUAAUCAAAAGGCUUCAUUUCAAAUACUGAUCACAUCCGUAAUGCUGAAAGCUACUUUCCCUUUCAGUUGUAGUUUUGAUAGGUUUGGCUUGUGCGCGUGUGUGCUACAGGCAUCGUCACCUGAACACUAAGAGGCCUUGUAAAAAGACACCUAACGCCUUAUUAUCCCACAGGGUGUUUCAGAUAAAUCUAUACUAAAAUGUAGCUGAUAAGUGAAGACACACUGUUCAUAAAAGCAACCCUCCAACACCCACAUAUAAAGCCAUGGGAAACAGAAAGUAUAUAUAAUAGAUCUUAAGAUGCAUUAUGAUAAUAACCUUUUAUUCAUAUAUAUGUAUAUGUAUAUAUAUAUAUAUGUAUCUAUGUAUGUUAUAUACCCGUUAUGCUGUUUUGGGAUAUUUAAAAUCUCAGAGUUUUACAUUUCCACAGAGUUUUUACUCCGUGGAAUCGAAACUCUCAUGUUUAACACUCGCACUGCAGUGGUGAAUGUCUUUUCCACCAAAUCUCCUCAUCUAAAAACCGCCUGCUACCUCAGAGGACUUGUAACAGUUCUUUGCCUCUUUCUAACACAAGCUUUGCUGUCAGUGCUUGGCAGUUUUGUUUUGUUUUUUUUGUUGUUAGCGAAGAAAAUGAUAAAUAACGAGAACAUUUUUGUCUGUGUAGACUGAAGAAAUCCUACAAAUACAAAUCCUCAUUUAGCAAGAGAAUAGAUUGAGGAAUGAAUACUAAAUUAAAAUAAAACAACAGAUUUUACUUUAAUGACAUAGUUCAAAACAGCAUGAUAUUCGAUAGCCAAACAAUUCUAACAAUGGUAUGUUUUGCCAAAUUGUAUUAUGAGAAUUUGGAAAAACAUGAAUAAAUCAGGGAUAUCAGGGUUUACAUACAUUGGAAUUACACAGUACAACCCUUAAAAAGCUUGUGCCCUGCAAGUAUGGCAACGGCACUGUCCGCCAACCAGAUCUUUGUGUCAGUGAAUCUUGGAGGAACAAAACUACACCGAGUAGAUUCUGACUCGAUUAGCUCAUGGAUCAAUUGCAAUAGCAAAAAGGGAGAGAGGGUCCCACCCGACCUCCCAUCAGCAAUCACCGGUGACAUCACUGUCCGUCAGCAGUUGCUUUCAGAUACAGUUUACAACAGAAGUGAGAUCACCCCUGUGUCAUAUCACUUACAUGUCACAUGGUUCAAAAUUGUAUCACCUUUCAGUAAUUGCAUCAUUUCUACAUGGAACAGUAGGGUGUUGGCUCCUUUGUGAAAUUAAAAUUAACAGCUUAGAUUUAUUAUAUUAAAAAUACAGGGACUCUGUGCAACAAGUCUUUUCAUGAGUAAAAGCUUAAUCUUUUAGUUUUUCAAUACUUUGUAUGUCCACCGUUAUUUUUAGAUAAUAUAGCAUAGUACUGGAAUAUUUCUCUUCUGUGAAGUUUCUGCAGCUCAGGAGUCAUCUUGUCAGCCAGUAUUUUGAUAUAUCACAUGAGCAUUCACGGUGACAUCUAUAAACAUAACCUUUUGCACUCAUGCAGCCCCAUAUCGCUACACUUCCACCACCGUGCUUCACUGUAGGGACUAUGCAUUCACUGUGGAAGUCCUGGUCAGAUGUGUGCAAAACAUGCAUCUGAGCCAAACAAAUCCACUUUGGUCUUAUCUGACCAAAGAAUGUGCUCCCAGCAUUCACUGGGCUUAUUUGCAUGUUCUUUAGCGAAUCUUCAUCUUGGAGUAAAGUGCCAGACAGCAAGCAAGGGGUUUUCGUCUUAAAUGCCGUCCAUGGAGGUUGACAUUUUGCCCUCAAACAGUUUGAGCUUGUCACAGACACUCAGAUUUCCUUUGAUAACCCCUCUGUCAAGUCUGUAGCACUUGUCCAUCUGUUUUUCAUCAGUAGUGCCGCUGUCCCUGGUGUCACUUCAGAUGUGUCAGAUUUUCUGCUCCACUGGCUAUUCUUUUCCCAUGUGGAGCCAUGAUGCAGAUGUACAGUUAGACACAGCCCAUAGUUUCAAAACUGAGACUGUCCUUGCAUUCACAGGCCAAAUUUUAACCAUUUAUAUACACUUAGGCUAAUUGGAAAUCAUAGUUGUACCCAGUUUUGUGUUGGUGAUUACAGGUGUGUUUACAUUUGUUGCACUGAGUUUCUGCUUUGGGGCCUGUAUUUUCAAUUUAGUUUUUACAACGCGUUUGUUUUUGGCUUUUCAUACAAGGAAAUACUCUACUUUUCAACACAGAAAUACUGCAAUAAUUAAGGGGCGACACAACUUUGAAUAAUUGAACAUUAAGGUGAUGCUGCUCACUUGUGUUGUAGACUGUGUGCUGGACUGGCUGCUGCUUUUAUGAGUACACUUGAACCAUAUGAAAUGACAGGAAAACAAAACGAGUAAAACAAUGUAGACAGUGCUGUAUAACAAACUGCCAUUAAUAUUUUCAUAAAGUGUAUAUAUAUUCCUCUAGCAUACUGUGAUGUGUACAGUCUGCAGUAGGAGCUUUCAGACAGGCAGGAGUUGCCCUUCUUCGUGUAGCUUAUGGAGGACAGCAUAUUCCUUAACAUCACCUCAGUGACCUCAACACCACCAAGACCACCAGAGAUGUUUGUAUUGUCUAACUUUUUUUUCUACAUCUGUGCCAUCCUUGCCUUCAAUCGGAAUUUGCCUGCGUGCACAGAUAGAUGCGGAGAAGUUCCUGAGGUGUGCGCUGGAACAAACAGGUCUGAGAUCUGUGAAUACAGCAAACUGUUACACACACGGCUGCCUAGUCUUUCGAUUUAAAACGUCACAGUCCUUAUAUGUCAUGAAAAUAUUUGAUGCCAUUUUUUUUUCUUUGCGUCGUUGCUUUUUUGUGUGUGUAUAAUCCGUGUUUGAUUGGUUAAUUGUUUAUUUUUGUAAUUUAUUUGUGCCACAAAUAAGUGGUGGAUUAAAGAUGAAAUGAACACAAUGUUCAAUGAGGUUUCCUGUCGUAAAAGAAUAUGAUGAUUUUUAGUGAAGCUGAUGUGAUCAUGUAAGUGAUGUUGGAGGGCAUUUUGCCACUUUUUUUUUUUUUUUACCAGAUACAAUUUUCUCUGUGAGGGCGAGCUCUUAGUCAUCUCAAUUUGAAUCUGCUGAAGUUCACAGCCUAAAACCAAACUGCCCGACCACAUUACAAACACAGCAGCACAUUCAGAAUGUCAACUGUACAGACUUGCUGUCAGUUCAAAGGAAACAUCACACCCAAGUUAUAAAAUCUGAUGCGAGCACUUAAAGCUGGAGCUGAUGAAGUAACAGCACCAGUCCACAAUUUGAACCAUUUUGCUAAUUUAAAUCCCUGCACUAAUAAAACAACACUGUUUGGAAGCAGACAGUGUUGUUUUAUGAAGCUUUAUUACCUGUCUUUUGUUUAAAGAUUAGCAUAGCUCCCUUUUUGAAUUUCUAUUGUGAAUGUUAUUUUGCUUUGUUUCAUAUUUUAGAGCAGCUUUGUGGUUGUAGUGAAGACAGCUGGUGGCAAUUGAAGUUUUGUCUAACAAGCAAGCUUAAUAUUGUGAAUGUGUUGUAUAAGGCCGUAAUGUUGUAAUGGAGUUAUGCAUAUGUGAUGCAAUUUGUUCAUUAUGUUGCUGUGUGCUUAAAACCGAGGAGCCAAGUCCAGACGCCACCUUUUAUUAUCGUCUUAAAGACACUCCUGGACAUCGGCCAAAAAACAAACAAAAAAACACAAGCUAUUGUGCUGCUUUCUGCACUCCACUUCUUACACUUUUUGAUACCUGUAUCACUUGGAUUUCCAAACAUGACUGAACCAAAGCCUCAAGAUGAUGCUUUGGUUUUUUAUUUGUGACUGGUGGACACAAGGACAACAAUUUUUGGAUGUAGUUGCAGAGAAAGUGGUAGUGAUUAGGAACUUAUGUUGCCAUACAGCCUCACGUUCCUCAUCAUGCACAAUAAAUGUGGUGGUUGACUGUAUCGGUCCUCAUCUUUUAGUUAUUAGAGAAUGAGGAAAUACAUGUUUCUCUAUCACAACCAACAACAGAUCAUGCUUACUAUAGAAUUACAUUCUUUCUUUUUUUUUUUUUUUUUUGUUGGUCACUGGUGAAAUCACCACAGUGGAGACUAUUGAUACUGUGCAGCUAGUUGAGGACUUCAAAAAAAAAAAGACCUGAAAUACUGUAUUGAAGCAAUCAAGAUCAACCGAAGUUCUGAAAGUAAAAUCAUCUGCUUUCUCUGGCGCAUCAAACUGUCACAUUUAUAUAUAGCAGUGUACAUAUAACAGUUUUAUUUUUUCAUGUUUUGGCAGAAAUUGUUUUGUAAUUAAAUUUCCAAUUCAUAUGUUUAUAUGAUAACAUUAUUUGUUUAACGUGAUAAUAAAGAGCAAAGAAAUAAA
This is a messenger RNA of Stegastes partitus (bicolor damselfish), 5615 nucleotides long. It is a transcript of the gene tlcd2, whose product is annotated as TLC domain containing 2. The transcript is spliced from 4 exons. NCBI's taxonomy places the organism in Eukaryota, Metazoa, Chordata, Actinopteri, Pomacentridae. Gene Ontology annotation, cellular component: plasma membrane. The record is from RefSeq and is a predicted model, not a curated record. The coding region runs from base 383 to 1108 and encodes 241 amino acids. Gene Ontology annotation, biological process: phospholipid homeostasis; membrane assembly; plasma membrane organization.